UAAGAGGAGCGAUAGCACAAAUUGUCCGUAAACUAGUGUUUUGUCUUCUCAGUCAAAAUCAGAACCAGAACUUCCAUAGAUAAACAAAUGGCAACCUCAAGCAAUGAAGAAGACUAUCAUCUCCAGUAUGCCAUGCAACUUGCAAGUGCAUCAACUCUGCCUAUGGUUUUCAAAGCAGUAAUUGAGCUAGGAGUUCUGGAGAUCAUAGAAAAAGCUGGCCCUGGUGCCUUGCUCUCAGCCUCACAGAUUACCUCUCAACUUCCCACUCAAACCAACCCUGAUGCCCCUACUGUACUAGACCGUAUCCUGUGCCUUCUUGCUAGCCAUUCUAUUCUGACUUGUUCUCUAGCCACCGAGAAUCAAGAUAGUGAUCAAGUUCAAAGGUUAUAUGGAUUGGCACCAGUAGCCAAAUACUUUAUCAAGAAGGAAGAUGGAGGGUCCUUGAGUCCCUAUUUUCUUGUUAUUCAAGAUAAAGUCACAGUGGAUCUCUGGUACCACUUAAAAGAUGUUAUUCUUCAAGGAGGGUUUCUAUUUCAGAAGGCUUAUGGGAUGAGUUCUAUGGAGUAUGUGAAAAAGGAUCCAAGAUUUGGUGAAGUAUUCAGUGGCUUUGUUAGAGGUUUCAACCCUUUAUUUAUGAAGAGGAUUUUGGACAUAUAUGAUGGCUUUGAAGGUCUAACAUCCUUGGUGGAUGUUGGUGGUGGUAAUGGUUCUGUCCUUAAUAUGAUCAUCUCAAAGUAUCCUGCUAUUAAGGGCAUCAACUUUGAUUUGGCUCCAGUUAUAGAAAACUCACCAUCCUAUCCAGGUAUUGAGCAUGUUGCAGGAGAUGUAUUCUUAACCAUUCCUAAAGGAGAAGCCAUUUUCAUGAAGUGGGUAUCCCAUUUCUGGAACGAUGAGAACUUCUUGAAAGUACUAAAGAAUUGCUAUGAAGCUUUACCGGACAACGGAAAGUUGAUAGUAGUGGAAAUGGUAAUUCCUGAAAGCCCCGGUACCAGUGUUGCAGAUAGAAGUUUGCUGCAGAAUUAUUUAUUCGUGACAAGCAUGAAUCCGAAGAGAAAUGAAAGGACAGAAAAAGAAUUUGAACGUUUGGCCAAAGCAGCAGGGUUUUCUCAUUUUCGAGUUGCCUGUUCCGUCUGUUCUUUCUCAGUUGUUGAGUUCAUUAAAAAGAAGGCAACUGCUAGUACUGCUGCUAUAGCAGCGAAGUGAACUGCUAAAGUUGUUACAGUUGAGUAGCCGAUAUAUAUGACGUGUAUCAAUAAGCCCAGUCGCUGACUGUCCUUUUCAUUUUAUAAAUUUUUAUUAUAUUUA
Messenger RNA from Populus trichocarpa (black cottonwood), 1305 nucleotides. RefSeq names its product caffeic acid 3-O-methyltransferase 1. The record is from RefSeq and is a predicted model, not a curated record. Lineage: Eukaryota; Viridiplantae; Streptophyta; Magnoliopsida; Malpighiales; Salicaceae. Bases 88 to 1203 code for a protein of 371 amino acids. Gene Ontology annotation, molecular function: protein dimerization activity; S-adenosylmethionine-dependent methyltransferase activity; O-methyltransferase activity. Gene Ontology annotation, biological process: methylation. The transcript is spliced from 4 exons.